This is a messenger RNA of Liolophura sinensis, 1347 nucleotides long. RefSeq lists its product as uncharacterized. The transcript has 2 exons. Lineage: Eukaryota; Metazoa; Mollusca; Polyplacophora; Chitonida; Chitonidae. Gene Ontology annotation, cellular component: actin cytoskeleton. Gene Ontology annotation, molecular function: actin binding. The record is from RefSeq and is a predicted model, not a curated record. Bases 166 to 600 code for a protein of 144 amino acids. Gene Ontology annotation, biological process: actin filament depolymerization.
GCUUAGUGUUUGGUUCCGUGGUCGUAAGCCGAAGUCCCCCCAUCAUUUGCCUCACGUUGUCGUCCGUCCCUGAGGUGAGUCACGUCAGAGUGCCGGAUGAGCUUGUCCUAGCGGUUAGGAGAGAUCGAGGAAGAAAGACACAGCACAUUUUAAACUAAAGCUAAAAUGGCGUCAGGAGUUAAGGUGAGCCCAGAAGCCGAAGCUACGAUAGCUCAGCUCAGGUCGAGAGCACUACGCUGUGCUCUGUUCAAGAUAAAUGAUGAUUGCUCACAAAUCGUUACGGACAAAACUUACCCGAAGGAGGACUUUGGGGACGGGGCUACAGGAGAAGACAUCCUGGACGCCUUGAAAAAGGAGUUGCCCGAAAAGGAACCCCGAUACGCUUUGCUGGACUUCAGCUUUGUGAACGAGGAAAGUCAUGCAAGAGAGUCAGUUGUAUUUGUAGCAUGGUCUCCAGAUUCCUCUCAGGUAAAGAAGAAAAUGUUGUACGCUGCUAGUAAGGGCUAUAUCCAGAAGGCUGCGGGGAAUGUCAAAAUAGUGCAGGCCACAGACCCUGCAGAGCUAGACUUCAAAGAAGUCCGGAGCAAGUGUUUGAAGUAAGAUGUGCAAAGAUAGACCCAGCCUGGAGAACAGUUUACCAAGUAACUGGCGGAGCGACACAUGGACUUCUGUUAAAAAAUGAACUGUACUCUACAUGUGGACACAGAUGCCUAUGUUGACAUACAUGUAUAACCUUACAGUUAUAUAGUAUUUUAUUCAUGUCUCUUGUUUUAAAGUGCUCACGAAAGCUUCUCUUUGAAAAUUUAGCAGCCCAACAAACAUUUGCAAAUUGGUUAUCUUGUAGAUUGAUUCUGUAGUGCUCAUAACAUUCCAAAUGGCACAUUUUGUGACGGUGAAAAUGGGAACAAGUCUUCUAGCACAUUUUAGACCAACUCUGUUUAUUUGCCUUAUAUUUCUGGACACCCAAGCUGUACGCUUGUGAUACAUCUCAGUUACUGUUGACAUAUUUAAAUUUUCCAAAAUAUUGAGAUAGUUUUGUAUUUGAUAAUUUGUACUUGAAAUUAUUAUUUCCAGUCUAUCUGCAAACAUGUUAAUCGCAUUGCUGUAUGUACAAUGGCACAAGUGACCUCCCCCGGCCAGAGGACCUUAAAUGUAUAGAAAAGUUUGCAUAGAAAUGUUCACAAGAGUUGCUGUAUAUGUUCAUCUGUGUGCUAUCAUCCAAAAGUAACAAAGUUUAUUUACAUAAAAUUCUGUACAGCUGAUGACGAGUUGUGCAGGCUUUCAGAUUGAUUCUGCGAAUAUGCAUACAGGAAGCAGAUUUUUCAAUAUUAAAAAUUUUCACUAAAA